Musa acuminata AAA Group (dessert banana) is the source of this 483-nucleotide messenger RNA. RefSeq lists its product as uncharacterized. Lineage: Eukaryota; Viridiplantae; Streptophyta; Magnoliopsida; Zingiberales; Musaceae. The transcript has 2 exons. The record is from RefSeq and is a predicted model, not a curated record. Bases 1 to 483 code for a protein of 160 amino acids.
AUGGCUGGCAGCGGUGGUGGGUCGGUUGGGCGACGACGGCGCUCGAGGGGAAGAGGAGUGCUGGAGGAGGCGCGGCUACGAUCGACGAGGGCUGCAGCAACAAAGGAACUUUGUUUCUGGAACCGCUGCAAGGAGGGGCUGCGACAACCGAGGAGGAGAGGUCGAUGGCCGGGUGGGGGCAGCGGCGGCGGCGGUGGCUGCUGGCUGGGCGACAGCGGCGGCAGUGGUGAUCCCUCGGCCGGGAAGCAGCGGCGGCGGCUGGGCUGGCUGGAAGCAGGGCAAGGGGGCAGCGGCGGUGGUGACGACUGCUGGCGGGGCAAUGACAAUGGUGGUGGAGAAGAGGUAACGGUGGUCACUGACCAAGACACAGAUGUUCCUUCUCGGUUGAGAGGAUCGACUUCUCGGUUGAGAGGAUCGACGUUCGUGGCUGUCGGCUUCACCGCUCUGAUACCAAAUGAUAAGACCCUAAAAGUCUUAUCGUAG